Messenger RNA from Podospora bellae-mahoneyi, 1572 nucleotides. It is a transcript of the gene PEX29, whose product is annotated as Peroxisome size and maintenance regulator. Lineage: Eukaryota; Fungi; Ascomycota; Sordariomycetes; Sordariales; Podosporaceae. Bases 1 to 1521 code for a protein of 506 amino acids. Gene Ontology annotation, cellular component: peroxisomal membrane. Gene Ontology annotation, biological process: peroxisome organization. The record is from RefSeq and is a predicted model, not a curated record. The transcript has 2 exons.
AUGGUGGAUGAACUGGAAGAACAGCUAUUGACUGCCGCCGAUGAAUCCGUCAUGCCAGAAGGUGAUGAAAGCCAACCAUCACAACCACAAGAUCAUCAAUCUCGCUCGGCGAGGAAAGUAAAAAGCUUGAAGAAUGGUAUAUUUCGGGCUGCAAGUAUACAAGACAAACUACUAGAAAAACUUCUAUCACAAGUGAUACCAGCAGAAGAUGGUCACACACAAACACCCUCCAUCAUGGGAGGUGACGACCCUCCAGGCUUUGCCGAACGACCCGGAUUCUCUAUCCCUUUGAUGUCCAACAACUUCCGCCGCUUCAACGCUCGCAUUGGUGUGGUUUUCAAAUUCCAGUCUCGAGCUCUGAAAGUGCUUUCAUGGCGCAAACCAGCCCACACCCUCUCCCUCCUCGCAGUCUACACCUUCGUCUGCCUCGACCCCUACCUCCUCUUCGCACUUCCCCUCGCGAUAGCCGUAUUCUUCAUCUUCGUCCCCUCCUUCAUCACCCGUCACCCUGCCCCGUCAACAUCCUCCGACUCCGACCACCAAGUCCGAAACCUAGGCUAUUCCCCCCGUGGCCCUCCUUUAGCACCAGCUCGCAACUUCCAGCCCACCAAAGAGCUGUCCAAGGACUUCUUCCGCAACAUGGGUGACCUCCAAAACGUCAUGGAGGAUUUCUCCGUCGUCCACGACAAAGUCGUGACUCUAAUCGUCCCCGUCACCAACUUCUCCGACGAGGCGCUCUCAUCCGCUAUUUUCGUCGGGCUAUUCGCCGCUCUGGUAGUAAUGCUCAUAUCAGCCCACCUCAUCCCCUGGCGCUACCUCAUGCUUGUGGGGGGCUGGGGUGCCAUAUUGUCUGCUCACCCAACAAUCAACAGGCUUGUCGCUCAAGCCACGGAGCAGUACCUUCACCACAAUCCCACGCUCUCUUCGCCGACCGACCCUCACCCGGUUAAAAUCCCCACCGUUGACAUCCCAGCUUUGCUAUCGAAGGAAAUAAUCCUCGACUCCGCCCCUGAAACCCGCGAGGUGGAAAUCUUUGAACUUCAACGGUUGAGUCAUUACCCCGGAGGGGAGUGGGAACCAUGGGUUUUUUCCCCCUCGCCAUACGACCCUUUAUCAGCCCAACGCAUCUCCGGGCAGCGACCGCAGGGAACGAGAUUCUUUGAGGAUGUCCAGCCGCCAGAAGGGUGGGAGUGGUCAGAGAAGAAGUGGGGGCUUGAUCUGUGGAGCAGGGAGUGGGUAGAGGAGAGGAUUAUUACGGGCGUGGAGAUUGAGACGGAGGGGGAGAGGUGGGUUUAUGAUAUCGCCUCUUCUUCGGAAAAGUCUGCUGGUGGUGGUGGGGGGAUGGGGACGAUUGGGGAGGAAAGUGAGAAGGAGCCGGUGAGGAGCGGUAAUCAGGCUACCCCGAUGAGGCAGAAUGGGGGGAUGAGUUGGGAGGAGGGGGAGGAGGGGAUGGGACGGAGGGGGGAGUGGAGGAGAAGGAGGUGGGUGAGGAUGGUGAGGAGGAAGAAUGUUACUGGCUAGGUUAACAGAACUACAGAAUGAUAGAGGAUAGGUUUAUGAAUGGGAUGAGUU